AUGUGCUUCACAUUUUAUUCCAGUGUGCUUGUUGGGAGGUCUUUGCUCUACUUCAUGUUUGAUGAUGGGUCCAUCCUAGAGUAUGACCUUGCACGGCACGGUCUGGCUGUGGUUGAUCCACCUGAGUCAGACUACAUCGACCAAUGUAACAUCAUGCUGGCGGAGGACGGCGGACUAGGUGUUAAUGAAGUUAUGAAUUUGCACCUCAAAUUGUGGGCACGGGAGGCGAGUGAUAUCACUGAUGCACGAUGGGUGCUGAGCCGAGUCAUCUACCUCGGCAGUUUGCUCCCAAUUAUUGCUUUUGUGGAUGCAGAGACUAGAGUGCUAGUGUUGGGCUUUGCCGAGGGAGCAAAUGUCAUCUUCGUGACCACGGUUGCUGGCGUCUUCAUGAUCAAACUACAAUCAAAUGAGGUGAGAAAGGUGUGCGAUGAUCAUGGCUUUCGUAAUUUGAUUCCAGUUGUCAGCUUCUACACUCCUAUGCCUCGAGUUGAGCACAAGGAUCCGUCGUUGAAGCAUAGUGAGGAGGCAGAUGGUACCGACCAAGAAGGGGAGGAGGAGAAGACAGCAGAUCAUGCACAACAGUUGAUUAACAAUGGGUCCAAUGUUAACAAGGAGGGGGACUUUGUCAACAUCCUCGAAUGCGCUAUCCAUGCCACAGAGAACAGGGUUCCACCUUGUGGGGAAGUUGCUCCAAAGUGUACCGGCACGGUCAACAAAUAUGGAUGCAGCUUGCUAUGUGAAGCUCAAGAGGCGUCUGAUCCUUUGGGUGAUGUCCCCAAGAGUGCGCGGAAUGAAGAGUCCGCGAAGAGUUCAGAUAGAAUCCACAAAGAUGGUGCUGGGAACUCAGAAAACCUGCAGUAG
Messenger RNA from Triticum turgidum subsp. durum (durum wheat), 861 nucleotides. NCBI's taxonomy places the organism in Eukaryota, Viridiplantae, Streptophyta, Magnoliopsida, Poales, Poaceae. The record is from the annotation of a GenBank genome assembly.